Messenger RNA from Piliocolobus tephrosceles (Ugandan red Colobus), 2706 nucleotides. It is a transcript of the gene ZDHHC13, whose product is annotated as zDHHC palmitoyltransferase 13. Gene Ontology annotation, molecular function: palmitoyltransferase activity; protein binding. The record is from RefSeq and is a predicted model, not a curated record. Lineage: Eukaryota; Metazoa; Chordata; Mammalia; Primates; Cercopithecidae. The coding region runs from base 760 to 2238 and encodes 492 amino acids. The transcript has 18 exons.
GAAGAGGCAGCCCAAGGCGGGCUGGCUGACUGGCGGCAGUCGCUACUUGCCUAGUAACCUCAGCCGCUGUGGGUUCCUGGGGAGAUGGAGGGGCCGGGGCUGGGCUCGCAGCUUUGACUUGAGCCUUGGAAGUAAGCAACAGUGCAGACAGCGAGUGCUCUAUGAGAAGCUAUCUAGUUAAAGCUCAAGGAGCGGCAAAGGGAUUUCCUGGCAGCACAGGCACCAGAAACACUGAGAGAGAAGUUUCUUCUCUGAACAGAGGAAUUGUGACCCGAAGACAGUAGUUUUUAGACGUGACACCAAAAGUACAAUCCAUAAAAGAACAAAUUGAUAAAUUGGACUUUUUUAAAAUUUAAAACUUCUGCUCUAUGAAACAGACUUUUAAGAGACGGGAAGUGCAGGAAUCACAGCCAUGGCCCCCACCCUCCAGGAUUUGGUCGAUAUGGCAUCUGUGCACAUGAAAACAAAGAACUUGCCAAUGCAAGAGAAGCUCUUCCUCUUGUAGAGGACUCUAGUAACUGUGACAUUGUCAAAGCUACUCAAUACGGGAUUUUUGAACGAUGUAAAGAGUUGGUAGAAGCAGGAUAUGAUGUCAGGCAACCAGAUAAAGAAAAUGUGUCACUUCUUCAUUGGGCUGCUAUUAACAACAGACUGGACCUUGUAAAGUUUUAUAUUUCAAAAGGUGCUGUUGUAGAUCAGUUGGGUGGAGAUUUAAAUUCAACUCCUCUUCACUGGGCCAUCCGACAAGGACAUUUACCUAUGGUCAUAUUAUUACUCCAGCAUGGUGCAGACCCCACUCUCAUUGAUGGAGAAGGAUUCAGCAGCAUCCACCUGGCAGUAUUGUUUCAACACAUGCCUAUUAUAGCAUAUCUCAUCUCAAAGGGACAGAGUGUGAAUAUGACAGAUGUAAAUGGCCGGACACCUCUCAUGUUAUCAGCUCACAAAGUAAUUGGGCCAGAACCAACUGGAUUUCUUUUAAAGUUUAAUCCUUCUCUCAAUGUGGUUGAUAAAAUACACCAAAACACUCCACUUCACUGGGCAGUUGCAGCAGGAAAUGUUAAUGCAGUUGAUAAGCUUUUGGAAGCUGGUUCUAGCCUGGAUAUCCAGAAUGUUAAGGGAGAAACACCUCUUGAUAUGGCUCUACAAAACAAAAAUCAGCUCAUUAUUCAUAUGCUAAAAACAGAAGCCAAAAUGAGAACCAACCAAAAGUUCCGACUUUGGAGGUGGCUGCAGAAAUGCGAGCUCUUCCUGCUGCUGAUGCUUUCUGUGAUUACCGUGUGGGCUGUUGGAUACAUACUGGACUUCAAUUCAGAUUCUUGGCUUUUAAAAGGAUGUCUUCUAGUAACAUUGUUUUUUCUGACAUCUUUGUUUCCAAGGUUCUUGGUUGGGUAUAAGAACUUUAUAUACUUACCAACAGCCUUUCUGCUAAGUUCCAUUUUUUGGAUAUUUAUGACUUGGUUCAUCUUAUUUUUUCCUGAUUUAGCAGGAGCCCCUUUCUAUUUCAGCUUCAUUUUCAGCAUAGUAGCCUUUCUAUACUUUUUCUAUAAGACUUGGGCAACUGAUCCAGGCUUCACUAAGGCUUCUGAAGAAGAAAAGAGAGUGAAUAUCAUCACCCUUGCAGAAACUGGCUCUCUGGACUUUAGAACAUUUUGUACAUCAUGUCUUGUAAGGAAGCCAUUAAGGUCACUCCAUUGUCAUGUAUGCAACUCCUGUGUGGCUCGAUAUGAUCAACACUGCCUGUGGACUGGACGGUGCAUAGGUUUUGGCAAUCAUCACUAUUACAUAUUCUUCUUGUUUUUCCUUUCCAUGGUAUGUGGCUGGAUUAUAUAUGGAUCUUUCAUCUAUUGGUCCAAUCAUUGUGCCACAACAUUCAAAGAAGAUGGAUUAUGGACUUACCUCAAUCAGAUUGUGGCUUGUUCCCCUUGGGUUUUAUAUAUCUUGAUGCUAGCAACUUUCCAUUUCUCAUGGUCAACAUUUUUAUUAUUAAAUCAACUCUUUCAGAUUGCCUUUCUGGGCCUGACAUCCCAUGAGAGAAUCAGCCUGCUGAAGCAGAGCAAGCAUAUGAAACAGACGUUGUCCCUCAGGAAGACACCAUACAACCUUGGAUUCAUGCAGAACCUGGCAGAUUUCUUUCAGUGUGGCUGCUUUGGCUUGGUGAAGCCCUGUGUGGUAGAUUGGACAUCGCAGUACACCAUGGUCUUUCACCCAGCCAGGGAGAAGGUUCUUCGCUCAGUAUGAAGAAAAGCAACCCAAAACUCUCAAUCUGAUUUGUUUUUGUUUAUGUUGAUGCCCUAUAGUUUGAAAGUAAUGUAAAGAUUUAGAGUUCACCUAAGUCCAAAGGUAAAUACUGGUGGUUUUUUAAAGCCAUUGGGUAAAAAAAGUUUUCAAUAAAGGCACUACAGUUUUUUACAUUUAGAAAGAUGGACUUUUCCAAUAAAUCUUGGCAGACAUCUAAAAAAAAAAAAAAAACAUUUUUCACAAGAAAAUGCAAGUUACUUUUUUUGGAAAUAAUACUCACUGAUUAUGGAUAAAAUGGAGUAUUUUCAGAUGCUAUAUUGGCUGUUUCAAAAUAGUUCUAUUCUUUAAACUUGUAAUUUUUUGCUAAGUUAUUUGUCUUUGUUGUAUCUAUAAAUAUGUAAAAAAAUUUAAAUAGAUGUACCUGUUUUGCUUUCACACUUAAUAAAACAAUUUUUUUUUUGUAGUUGA